UCUUUGAUAGUGUGCUUGCUCCUGAUUUCAGCCAGCCAGUGCUACGGCGCACCUGGCAGGCUGCGUAGCUCCAGAAUUUAUGGAGGUUCAGAAGCUGCAGAGGGCGAGUUCCCUUUUGUGGUCUACUACUACUAUUACGACUAUUUUCAUUGCGCUGGAACCAUCCUCAACGAAAACUGGGUGAUCACAGCUGGUAACUGUGUAAGUGGGUACACCGUGGAGGCCAUGUACGUCCACGCCGGCACCACCCAGUCGAGCGCCGACUCUGGCGAGGUGGUGGCAGUAACCGACGUUAUCGUUCACGAGGGCUUCGAUGAGAUGGCCUACACGAACGACAUCGCCCUGCUCAAGCUGGCGCAACCGCUGUCGUUCUCGUCGACCAUACAGGCAGUCUCUCUUCCGUCAUCCGGCCAGGAGACUUCUCCCGGCACCACAGCCACCGUGGUCGGCUGGGGAACCACCGAGUCGUCCACAUCCGUCGCCAGUGCCCUGCUAAAGGUUGACGUCCCUGUGUGGUCGGACGCAGACUGCGCGGCAACGUAUGAGUACUACUUCAUGUCCCCGAGGGAGACCAACAUCUGUGCUGGAGAAGCCGACAGAGGAGAAUGUGGGGGAGAUGGUGGUGGUCCGCUACUGGUGAACGGGCAGCAGGUGGGAAUUACCUCCUGGGGUGGUUACGACUGUGCCACUGCAGACUCGCCAGGGGUCUUCACUGAAGUUUCCUAUUACGUCGACUGGAUCAAUCAGAACGCAGUGUGAGGUGGAGAGAUUCCUGAUUUUUUCGUUCUGUGAACUAUAGUAACCACAAUAAUAAGCCUUAAGAAAU
Messenger RNA from Schistocerca cancellata (South American locust), 826 nucleotides. RefSeq names its product trypsin alpha-3-like. Gene Ontology annotation, molecular function: serine-type endopeptidase activity. Lineage: Eukaryota; Metazoa; Arthropoda; Insecta; Orthoptera; Acrididae. Gene Ontology annotation, biological process: proteolysis. Bases 226 to 759 code for a protein of 177 amino acids. The record is from RefSeq and is a predicted model, not a curated record. The transcript has 7 exons.